UGGAUUCUAGUAAACUAUUUCAAAGUCGAAUUUGUGCUUUUAAAACUGAUUUUAGCGAGUAAAUACAACAAUACUCUGGAAUUCUGCUGAAGCAGCGCCACCCGUUGAUUGGACGGUAAUUGAUUGACAGGGCUCUUUAAAUAGGUGGCCACGCCCACCCGUAGUAAGAUGGCGCCGUUGAUGUCGACUCGUAGUGCAUGCCGUACCACAUAAACACGAACAUUUUGGCCCAAAAGAACAUAGGAGGCCCGGUUGGUCAGAUCUACCUCAUAAAUUAAGAUGUUGUGGUACCUUCACGCUCAGUCUCUACCUCAGGGAAUAUGAAAUCAGCCCGUAAACAGUGCCGUUUUUAGUGUUGGACAUUUUGUGAAAGUGUUCAUGUAUGUUGAUACACAGUGUAAUGUACUGCACUGUGUGUAAUCGGAUUGCUCAGCUUGGCCUAUUUCCUGUACUACCUCAACGUCAAGUCCAAGGCCCAAUGGUCAACGUCCCCGAUGGCAGCAGCAUACCCAGAGCAGCUCGGCGACAGGUCCACAUGCCAGCUUUGCCUGGAUCAUUUAGAAGACCCGAAAGUGCUGCCGUGUAUGCAUUCAUUUUGUCGACGAUGUCUCGAUGACCUGGCUUGCGGGGGUGAGGACAGGAUAGUCCAGUGCCCCACGUGUCAUCAGAGGAUGUCCUUAGGGGAUGCGGGAGUGGAUGGAUUACCAUCAAAUUCAUUCAUAAAUAACAUCAAUAACAUUCUUGACGUCGUCACUCAGGAAGAGGAAUAUGAAUCGCCUCGGGAACUCGAGAAAACGCGCUAUUGCAGUUCGUGUGAAGACGGGAGUAAAGCUACCUCACAGUGUCGUAAUUGUACAGAAUUCUUGUGUGAUAAAUGUGUGCGUGCCCAUCAAAGAGUGCGUCUCACCAGAGAUCAUGAAAUAGUACGCUUUAUGUAUAACUCUGUAACCAGUAAACCUCAGCCACAGCUUGUGGCCUCGCCUAUUCAACCAGUCUCGGACCGACCUCCUAGUUUUUGUAGUAAACAUGAACAUGAAGUAUUACGUUUGUAUUGUGAUACUUGCUCGCAACCUAUUUGUCGUGAAUGUACCAUGAGUGAUCACCUCAGGCAUAGCUUCAUCUACCUCCAAGACGCCGUCGAAAGUUCAAAAAGUAUAACAUUAAAACUUCUAUCAGAUGCUGAAGCGGGUAUAUCAGCAAUAGAGGACAGUAUAAAAGCCACUCAGGGAAUGGCAGAACAGGUCGAAACGCAAGCUCAGGCCGUCGCGACGGAGGUGCGUCAAACAACACUCCGUCAUCUUCACGCCCUUGAGGACCGCGAACGUCAGCUCUUGCGGCAAGUGGAAAGAAUUCGUCAGGUGAAGGGCAAGUCGCUUCAUUUGCAAGUUGAGGAACUGAAAAAAGGUUUAUGUGGUCUGUCUGGCACCGUAGAAAAGGUUCGUCUUUCACUGGAAUCGGGUACUGAUGUUGACGUCCUUAAAACCAAAGAUGAUAUGGUUUUGUCAAUAAACAACAUGCGGCAUCUGAGAAACUAUCUUCAACCUCAUGAGGACAAUUAUAUUGUGUUUACGCCACCAGACGCUGCACUUCAUGUCGCCAUCUGUCACAUGGGCUUCAUCAGUAGCAGCGCCUAUGCUCCAAAUUGUGUGGCCACUGGCGACGGACUGAAACGCGCCCUCAAAGGGAAGGUGACGUACUUUCAAAUCGCAGCCAAGGAUCAUCACGGGGAUGCUCGGAUGGUGGGAGGCGAUCCAAUCGAUGUGAUAAUUCAGAGUCCAGAGGGCGUCCUGUAUCGUGCAGAAAUCGUUGAUCGUCAGAAUGGAACCUACACUGCGAAUUAUCGUCCGCAGAUCGAGGGUAGUCACAUUAUCUCUGUGACAAUUCAUGGUAAGCAUGUUUGUGAUAGUCCUUUUACAGUGACUGUUCGCAGCGGGCGAGAUUACACCAAACUUGCCACGACUGGUUUGCCGGAAUUCGUUUUUGGCGGCGAAGGCGAACUUGAGGGUCGACUCUGCAGGCCAUGGGGAGUCUGUUGUGAUAAGGAUGGUAACAUCAUCAUUGCAGACCGUUCGAACAAUCGGGUUCAGAUCUUCACCUCCAGGGGAAAGUUCAUGCACCAGUUCGGCUCACCAGGAUCAAGAAAUGGACAGUUUGAUCGUCCAGCUGGCGUGGAAAUCGAUGCGAAAAACCGAAUUGUCGUAGCAGAUAAAGAUAAUCACAGAGUUCAGAUUUUCACAUUUGAAGGUGUUUUUCUCCUCAAGUUUGGUGAGAAAGGUGGUAAGAAUGGGCAGUUCAACUAUCCGUGGGACGUGGCGUGUAACUCUGAGAACCAGAUCCUUGUAUCAGACACACGCAACCACAGGGUUCAACUUUUCACACAAGAUGGUCAGUUUCUGAACAAAUACGGGUUCGAAGGUCCGUUGUGGCGCCAUUUUGAUUCGCCACGCGGUGUUGCCUUCAACAGUCUCGGUCAUGCCUUUGUAACAGAUUUCAAUAAUCAUCGUUUGCUUGUGAUUCAGCCAGACUUUCAGUCGGCACGGUUCCUGGGUACAGAGGGUUCCGGAAAUGGUCAGUUCAUGCGACCCCAAGGUGUUGUGGUUGAUCAGGAGGGUAACAUCAUAGUUGCCGAUUCCAGAAACUACCGGGUCCAGAUUUUUCAGCCAAAUGGCACGUUUUUGUGUAAGUUUGGAUCCCAGGGAGGGGCACCAGGUAAUUUAGAUCGACCCUCUGGGAUCGCUGUUUCACCAGACGGCUUAUUGGUCGUGGUGGACUUUGGCAACAAUCGUGUUCAACUGUUCUAGGUACCAGUCUCUACAGGUGGCUAACCCUUGGACUGAGGUGUGGAGACAAUAUUUUUGUCCACGCAUCCGGGGUGACCGGAGACAGGGUAACGAUUUUACCAAUGAAAAAGCUUGGCUUGACAGUACUCAUAGAUGAGUGUCGCUGUACUUCUAAGGCUAUACCAAUUUGAUUGUUCAGUUUUAGGAUUUCCUGUGGGCAAAAAUUAAAAAAAUAUAAUUUUAUAUACGUUCCAAGUCAAUUUAGGAUGCGGGGGUAUCAAAUCACUUGAAGAUCAGGAUGUGUGAAUUUUUUAUCUAAUCUAGUUAACUUGCUGGUGUAAUACUUUUUCAAGGGAGAAUUGUUCUCAACAAAAAAGAAAGUGGGUGGCAGUAAUGACACUAACAGUAGUGUUGGAUAAUUCUCUGUAACACCAGAAAGCUGUGGCAAAGGACAUAACGUUUGAAAUAUGGUCUUUUUUACCAUCGGGUCGAAAUUUUUUGAAAAACAAACAAUCAAAUUGGAAUGGCCGUGUGAUGGAUAUUUUUUAUGAAUUUUUUCUUUGGUGAAUAACGGUCGCCCCAGUCAUUGGUAAAUCUGCCCCUGAGAGUGAGAGUGCGAUACUCUCAUCAUACUAUGUGUGUGUAUUGGAACUCAGGAAAAAACCCAUACUUCUUGCUCAGGUGUUAUACAAAUUAUUUCAAACGCCAAAGGCAAUACUUUAUCUCAGGGAUUCUUCUACGAAGUAAUAUAUUGAUGUAGUAUUAAUUUCAGAAAAAGUGUACGGUAAAUGAGAAUAAGGACAAAUGUGAGGACUAUUUAUUGUUGAUUCGGUAGAUAGCACAGAUAAUGAAUAAUAAUAACAUAAAUAAUGGAAAUGGUAUUUGCUAUCAAUGCAAGCAUACUGCUGACUUUUUCGUUUUUAGAAAGUAGCCUUCAACGUUUUAGUGACCGUGUCAUUUUUACAUGUCCGUUUUGGUCAAUAUAUUUAGCUUCUGCGCUGUCUCACAGUAAACAGGUAGUUUUUAAAAACGGUACAGUUUUAUUUUAUGUUCAGAAUCGAUGAAGAUCAGAAGCAUGCGGGAGAGGGAGAGUUGCUCAGAGUUUAGUUAAGUUGUUGACUGCCCAUUCUUUAAUCUUGGUCAAGUGUGGUUUGAGGGAUUCGGUGAAAUUCCAGGUCGUUGAGAAACUUUCGACGCUAAUGAUAGCUUCUUAUGAUUGUUGUAUGCCACAGCUUUUUUUCGCAUCAAGCAUGUUGGCUGUCCUUGGCUGUUUUGAGCAUCAUAUCGCUGCACCUUCAUUGAAAAGUGCCCUGCAAACGAGCAGUUUUUUUCGCCACGCCCUGUGUGACUUGUGACAAAAGUCUGUCAUUUAUGGUCAUGAUCAUCGCAGUUACUGUGACAAGAAGCCGUCAGUCGCCGGUUUGACUCGCGAUCCAUAUCAAAUCAGUUUGAAUGCAGGUGACAGUUUGUUCUUAAGCCGUAAAAAUGGCCGGUCGCAGACUUUUCGGAUGGGGACUGUUGCUCAUGUGCCGGAGACCUUGAGAUGGUUUGGAAACCUUGUCAUGAUAAUCGUCAUAGGUCGUAGCGAUAGAAAUCACUCGUUUGCGGGCAAUAGUAAGUAACUUGUACAUGUAUACUAUUUUGAAAUUCUUUAGAAAAUCAAUUCACUGAAUUCAUUUGCAUGAUGCAUUCAGGUUCUAAUUGCUUUUUGGACAUGAAACAGCAAUUACAUUCUAGGCAUUAUUCGAAAUAUUCAACGUUCUUCAGGUUUUUGAUUGAAGUUGAACUACAGAUACGCAUGAAAAUUGCAUUAAUUAUUGAACUAACACAGCAUACAGUUUUUAAAAAAGUACUUGUGACUUUCGCCAACAUAAUUUUUUAACAUAAAAAUAAGUGGGGAAGAAUUCAUCACUUUAGUGAGGUUUAUAGGGGUAAAAUAUUCAUUCUUGUACGUCGGUACUUGCAUUUUUGUUGCAUCUGAACAUGGUUUCGAUAAAAAAGCUCAGAACUAAUACUGUUAUCAAACCAGUUCAGCAUUGAUUUUGGUACAAAAUACCUUAAAUUUGGUCGACUUUUAUUUUUGGCAGGGGAUCAAGUCCAUGUGGAUGUCCAUCAAAAUAUGUUUGAAGUUGAUAUGAUUCUAAAACGCUUUUGAAAGCCGGUCUUUGUCAUUGUUUUGAAAAUUCAGAAAAAGCAUUGAAAUGAACUUAAUUUUAUCUUUUUUGCAUUGCCUACAAGCAAAAGUCGAAUUCCUUCUCCCGUCAUUUACUGACUUCUCCCAAUGUCAAUUGUUGUACAACUUUUACCUUGGCUUUGAAAUAUCUGAUUAUCUCUUCAGUACGACUCUCUCGCUACUAGUGAAACCAACAUCCUCCUAGUUUGGUUGAUCUUUAAACAGCUGGACAACAGGAUUCGUCUAUAUGCUUCUUUAUUGGAUCAGUCUUGCUGUACAUAGAUUAUUGUGGACCUCGCCUACUCCGAUCUAUCCUGAUCUCUCUAGAACUAGGAAUCAAGCUAGAAUUUAUAUCAUUUUGUGUUUUGUUUUAGGUUACUAAUGACCAAAAUAAGGAACUCAAUUCAGUGGGCGAAUACGCCAAACAUUCUGUCGUCACGGGGUUGUUUCUAGAGAGACUAGCUUUAAGUCCUAGCAAUCAUCAACAUUCUGUUGGUCAUAUGUAUCGAACCACAAUAUACACCUACAACUUCUAGGAACUUGACCAGUGACGCAAGGGUAAAGCGAAGUCCAGCUGGAAGUUUUGGCAUGACUUUGGUCACCCGUGUUGUGGUAUCAACAUGGUUAUGUCGAUGAUCACCAUACGUAAUACCAACAUGGAAUGCCUAAUCCAGUUCCUUGUUAUAGAAAUACAAGCCUAGCAAUGGUUCUAACAUAGGGCUAACAACACAAUUAAUAAAUGACAAUUUAACUAAAUUAAAUACAACCAAAUAUACCCUCGGUAUCACUAGGGUCCGCUUCCACCACAGAUCGUUGCAGUUUCCGCUUUUGCAGGUGUUCAAUCAUAUCAGUUACAGUUGUUGAGACAAUAUCUGGACCUAUCUCGAAAUUAAUCCAACGUCGGCAAAAAUCCCACUGUGUUCAUGGUCAGAUUCCCUUAUAAAGUCUUGUGCAGACAGUAUUCUUACAAGAGGUAGUCUAAGUGGAAUCCAUUCAUCAAAAAAAUCAGUGGUUCAGUGAUACCAAUUGCUCUUACUGAAUAUAUAUGUAUGACUUCUGUUUUAAAAGCCAUACAGAAUUCAUCAAUCCAUCUGUCGUUGUUCUUGUUCUUUGGAUAUGCAGGUUUCUAUGGAAACGGUCGCUUGCUUAAUAUUGGUUGUCCUCUCUCAGUCUGUCAGUUAUCAGAGAAGGGAAAAUUGUUUUAAAAAGUUUUUGUGGAGUGAUUAGUUUGUUUUGUUGAAUUGCUUUAUUGAAAUAGAAUUUGUUACAUACAUGUAUUUCAAACUCAUCGUCAAACUCAUAGUUUUAAGUCUAAUAUUUUUGUCGAAAAAAAGUGAUAAGGACUUCUUUCAACAUUCUGAUUCUUUUUCCAUCACAAAAAAACUUUCUUUUUGAUUGCACACUCAGUUUUUAUUCUACUGCCUAAGGAUGACGACCUCUGCUUCUGCUUUUAAACCUUUUUAUUCAAGAAAAAAUGUCAUGAAAAAAUUAUGUCUAAAUUUGGUCAAAAGGUCAACCAGAGGAGCAGUCGCAGACUUUUUUCCUUGAUUUAUCUUCUAUGAAAAACUCAAUUUUGCGUAUUUGCUUUUGAAAUACAAUGAAAUUUUGAUUUGAUUAAGAUGGGAAAAAACUUCAGAUUCUAACAUGGCCCAAGGACAAGUAUUCGGGAAGUGUUUACUGGAAGGAUAUUGGAUUUUUUCCUCACAAAUUGUUUCCUCUUUUUUCUUCCGACUAUCAUUUAACCAUCCAAAAACAGAAAUGUUUGAAUUCUUUUUUUGGCCGGAAAAUCAUUGUGAUGGAAGGGAAUAGUUGCUAGUUGCAUGUUUACUGCUGCAUUCUUGUAUUUGACUAGCCCUCUUUUUAUAGCCAUCGCAGGGCAGGAUUAUUUUCAGUCAACCACAAUUUUUUUUUCAAUUUCAUUUUGAUUUUUUCAACUAUCAUAACACCAGUUUCUUAGCUGUUAAAAUCAAAGCAUAAUAGAAAAGACUAUUUGAGGCGCUUUAGCAUGGUUUCAAGAAAUAUAUUUGGAAAAGAUGUGUUUUUUUGCUCUUUGAAGUAGAAGGUACAUGUAUGGUGGAGCUUGUGAUGGCCUCUUCUGCAUAGUUAACUUUCAGUUCAGGAAAUUGGGGUUCAAGUGAACCCUUUCCAGAGUCAGCAAAACUAAUGAAAGAAUUUGACUUUUGUAUAAUUUUAGGCCUAAUGCAUUGUAGUAUCCCCCAUUCAUGUUUUGCAGAGAGCAGGGGCCUAUGUCUGUAAUACGUGAUAAUAUCCUGUUGGCUUCAAGCCCACAUGAACAAGUUCUGGUUCUCUGCCAGUGUGGCAUGAUUAGGCGAAUGGAUAGCUGCAUGUAUGUUAUGCAGGCGUAUACUUACAUGCGAGCAUACAUGCACCCAUGGUAAAAACUCCUACAUUAUUGUAUUAUGCAUAACAUAUGAGCUAUUACUCAGGAUGACUUAAGACUAAAGUACGAUUAUGUAAUCCUAUCAGUGUAUUUAGUUAGUCUUUGAUAAAUAUAGUUGCUUGGGCUUCAGAAUGAGGUAAUUGGGCAAACAUUCUUUCUGGUUUUUGGCAUGAAUACAAGUUUUGGUUCAAUUGAAGCUUGGUGGUCUUCCAAUAGCAUUCCGCGAAGAUGACGUCACUGCAGCUGCUGCCCUCUAUUUCCCCAUCGCUGAAUUACAGGCAAUGUCGGACAAACAUGCGGUUUCGUAAUGGAUUCAGGCUUUCUAACUAGGGCAGUUAGAUUCAAUCUGGCACAUGUCCGAGUGUUGGAAAUACUACAUAAUUGUUCUGAAUAUUUCUCUCUCUGACUCCAUGGUAUCAUUCAUGCUAAAAAAAGAUGCAGGGUCAAAGAUAAUUGACUUUGAAAUAAGCUCAAAUGCGUAGAAAUAAGUGUCGAUGUCCGACUGUCACGUGACUAAAACGUCAACAAUAUCUUAUGCAAAUGACCUUGUGAGCUAUAAAUAGUAACGUCGCGGGAUGCUAUUCUAAAGAAUGAUCAUGUAAAGAAGAACAAAAUAACUAAGAGACUUUUCAUGGUGGCAGCACCAAUCAGGCCAAACCAAAGAAUACUCUGUUUAAAAGUCAUACAUGUAAAGAAAAGUUAUUUUGCUAAACGUCAGAAUUUGGUCAUGAUGACACUGACUGUAGGACAGCUUUAUAGACUCUGUUCAGAUUUUCUGAUAUCUGAUAUUUCUGGCUUGAAUCAGGUAGGGCUAUGUGUCUCAUCUUGUUUUGGAUCCCUCCAUUUGGCCUACCCUCCCAUUAUGCAGGCCAUUCUAAUCUACUGUGAGUAAUGAAGGGUUUUCAGUUAUGCAUUUCUAUCCCCUUUGCCAUGGCAACCAAUGCAAAACAUUACAUUAGCAGGAGCCCCCUCAGGAUGGAUUAUUUAACUCUUGGUAAGGCAAAGGAAAUGUACUUUCUGUUUCUGCAUUCUAGGUCCGUUAAACUUUGUUAGUUAAUUCUUGGUGAGGCAAUGGAGAUGGGUUCUCUGUUUCCGGAGUUAAGACUACAGGCUGGCACAGAAUUAUUUUCGGUUGCACAAUAGAAGUCUAUUGUGUAUCCAUUGUGUGAGGGAAAAUAUUUCUGGGCCACCCUAUAGAGCGUUGGAACUCUCUGUGUUCAAGGCCAUGGUUAUGGGUUUUCUGUUCCCGGGGUUUCAUGUCAACAUGUUUGGAAGUCAGAGAUGUCUUAUUUGGAACUCUUCGUUGAGAACAGAGGUGGGUUUGCUGGUUUUGGAUUUCAAGACCAUGAAUUUGUAUUCAGCCCAGCCCAAAGUCGAAGUGGCUUGAGGAAUGCGUUUUCUGGUUGAUCAGUGUCAACUUUGUAACUUAUUUUCCAAAAAAAGGCAAUGCAAAAAUGAGGUUUACCAUCCUGGAGAUGAUACAUUUGGACUUGAACUGACAAUGAAAAAAUGAGUGUUCUUCUCAAGUAACAUUGCCUAUAGUAUGGUGGUGCCAUCUAUCCAGGACAAUUGACAGAAAAAUAUCUCAUUUCAAUGUUUUCACUCGGCACAACUUCAAGACCAAUGACGAUGGGCAGCCACGACUGAUUCAUUCACAUGCUGUUCAAAUUUUUUGGCACAUUUUAGUACCUCAGGUUUAGUUUAUCUCACAGAUCACAAAUUUUUCAUUGACAAUAUUUUAUGAAUUUUCAGAAUAAGGUAAAGCAGAGCUUGCCAAAAUAGAAUCAGUGAACCUGCAGCCGCAGGAAAAAGGCAGACCACAGUGCAAUGUUCUGCAGUUGUCGAUGGGCAUUAUUUGCUUUAACCCUUUCAGCUCACAGUGAUCUGUAAUGGCACUGUUCAUGGUUGCUUCAAAACAUGAUUUGUUAAGCCUUGUCAAAUAUUCUUUUUUCACUUCUCACUUUUCGCACCAAUUGCUUAUAUUAUAUUUCUGCUGAAUCAUGGUUCACUAAUUUUUGUAUUUUUUUAUCAAUUGGAGCAUUUUAUGACUGGAUCACAGGUGGUAGCGAUUCAAAAUCGCCCGCCAUGUUUUUAGUACACUUAGGUAACUACUGCACUUUUAAAACUGUGAUGACCAAAUGACGCUUCUUUAUUUACAGCUUGUCCCGAAAAAAACCCAUUCAGUUUCUAGUGCAUUGCAUACAAGCAAUUUUGUUGCAGUUGUCGUUGUAAUAAUUAUUUGCUGUAAUGAGCAAUAUAAAAAUCUCUGCAAGUAAAAUUUCUCAUCACAGUGAGCUUUCAUAAAAUCAAACAAUUAUUAUUUUAAUCGCAAGUCAGGGAAAAAACCCAUCUGAAAAAUAUUGAAGAGGAGUCGUCGCAGCUUCAGUUAAGAGAUAUCAGUGUUGGUUGGUCCCAACUUAUAAGUUGCAUUAGUCUCCAGCUAGAACGAUUUACUUAAAUAUAAAGCUAAGCAUUUUACCUCAAACAUGUCUAAGAUUUAUGACAAAAAAACCACUCAAAGUCGUCUUUUCAUGAUUAUCAUUUAACUCUUUGUAAAUUUGUAAACUUGUGAUGCCCUUAAAGAGGCUUUCAUUUUAACCCAUGCAAACCUUGCAGAGUUCAACUUUGCCUGCAUCUUAAUGUAGACCUGCUUUCAAUUUCAUGUAUCUCGCUUAAUAGGGUAAAAAAGCACAAAAUUGUGAGUGUUCUUUUAAACUGCCAUGUCCCAUGCCAUAUAGAGAGAGCUUUAAAAGUUGCCCAAAACAGGCUGCUAUUAGCAUCAUUGAAAAUGAUAACCAAUGUUCAUGGUGUGUGUCAAUAUUAUUGGCUAUAGGCUUUAUUUUGUCCGUGGUUGAACCAUGAAACCGUUGGUGCAUGAUUUAGCACCCAUGUGGUCUGAAUCCAAAACUUGGCCAUUUUGAUGCAAAUUCAAUUGGUUUGUUAAGAAACCCAAUCAUAUUUUAAAUUGUUAAAAAUCUACAAGUUUGGUUGGAUAUUAGUGAAACAUAUAAUGCAAAAACAGGAUUAUAUUUGGACACAGUCCUUCAAACUUGAAUUUGUGUGACUCCCUGAGUUUUGUCAGUCACUACUGUCUCAAAGAAAGAUUUCAGCUUUUGUACUAAAGUGGUCAAACAGAGUGGAUGGCUAUAACAAUGUGGUCCAUAUUUUGUAAUACUGUUAAAGGCAUUGACAUGACUGUAUCAUGUUAAAAUGCUGUUGCUUUUAUUGAGGGCCUUAAAAAGGUUUUUACUUUAGUAGUGUGUUGGUUAGUUUAGGAGAAUUUGACCUAGUUUCUAUGUGACCAUGACCCAGUUCUAUGUGACCUUGACCUACCUUUAUGAAAUCCCAUUAAAAAGUUUUACUCUGCUUCUGUUGUACAAGCUUCCUGGUAUGACCAUCAGUAUAUUUGGCCAAGAUUGCAAUCACCCUCCCCCCCAAAAACAGUUUUGUUGUUAAUAUGAUCAUCGUAAUCAAAUGGAAUAACUACUGCGAGUUUUCAUUUUCACUAUUUAGAUAUUUUGCAACGAGUUCACCUUCAGAGAUAAAUUCAUAGCUGCUCUUUGAAAUAGAAAGCAGGGUAACUAACCUUGGUGCAAAGAAAAAGUAUGUUAUUAUAAUGUUGUGUAUUAUACACUUAGACUUACAAAUGUAUUCUGUGGUUUCAGGUUAUGUUUUUUAAACAAGAAUGUUUUAACAAUGAUAUAAUGACAUGAAGGGAUACAAAAUCUGAUGGCAAAUACACUUUCAUAAAAUCUCUUCUUAUUAUGGUGCAGAUACAAUGUUGUGUCUAGUUUUCUUGUGAAAAAUGAAGUAUAUUUGAUGUCAAAUUAUAUGAAUAUCUGAUAUGUGUGUGUGAACUAAAUUGUUUCUUCUUUCGAACUGAUAUAUUUCUCUCUUUAUUGGUCAUAUAAUUGAAAAGUAAUUGAUACUCUGCCGUAGUUUCACCAAUCUAGGACUGUUUUUGAUCAUCCUAGGAACAGGUGAAAUUAUGCGAAUAGUCUUUCGCUCCUAUUUAAAAUGUUCAUGUUGGCGACACCAAGUAAGUCCGUUGGUCAUUACAACAUGUUCUGGCUUGGCUCUUGUGUAGAUUUCUUUAUGAUUAUCUAAGCAGUCUUAGAUAGGUGAAACUAGAGUAAAUAUACAACCACUGUUUUGACAUGUCACCUUGUGAAAUCAAAGUUUUAAUUGUCACCAAUGAUUAUGCUUGGUAAUUGAUUGUCUUUGUAUGCUUAUGCCGUAUUGUCUUCAUGAUACAUGGUGGUAGAUAGAAUUCAGGCAGGUACAGUUGUUAAGAAUCGCCAAAUAAAAAUCUGUUGCUUGUAAUAAUCCAUUCUGCAUACCGUGCAGGGGUCAUUUACAUGAGAGAAAGACCCAAUGAAUCCUAUUGCUAGCUAAAUUGUUUCGCGUGAAAGUGGCCAGCUAAUCGGUACUUGUAUUGACUGGUCCAGAUUCAAUGGAGGAAAGAGUGAAAAGGGCGGAAUCUCAGGAUAGUACAAUCUUGCAUCUUGACAGUGCAUUGUUGUCUAAUAUAAAGAUUGCAUUGGAUUAAAAGCUUGUUGAAAGACGUCAAGUCUAUUUCAGGUUUGGCCAUUUGCGGUAUAACCUUUGUCAACUGAAUCAUCUGUUAUCAUGGCAAAAUGUACAGCCUUUUUGUCUUUAUCUCUGUUUCGAACUAUCUAUUUCAUGUGAAAAAUAUAUUUAUGAGAUGGAGAGCCGAUUUAUAGUUGUAAGAAUCCUUUAGCAGUAUUUAGCACUGUGCUAGCAGGUGUUCAGGUGCUAGCAGGGAUCAGGUGCAUCAGAAUUUCCCCCUGUGAUUUCUUCUCAACUGAAGCUGUCCUGAAUUAGACUAGUGUUUGCAGUAUUAAACCUUCCAUUAUAUAUAGUUCUAUCAAUCUGAGUGAUAUAAUUGAGAUGUAGUAUCGGUUGUACGAGUAACUCUGUGACAGCCUUUUAGCAAGAAUAACGGCGAGUCUUUCACAUAAAGUAUGUGUGAAACACAUUUGCGUGAUAUUGUUGUGUAACUCUUUCCCCCCAGUUUCUGCUUGCAGUUAUAGCCUCAAAGGUAUAUGUAAUGACGAGGCAAUAAUGUUUGGUCCGACGGUUGAAAAGUUUGCUUGAUAUUUCUCAGACCUUGGAUUUCUGUUCACUUCUUCAUCUUCGUUGGAGUUGCUUGUAGGUUUAGUAUCAGGCGUGAGCCAGGUGGGCCAGAUUAAUGUUUGACGAGUGACCAAAAGGUGUCUCUCCCAGUAUCUGAGAAUUUGAUUUGAGCACAUUAUUGGGUGGUUUGCCUCAUAUGGAUAGAGGGCACGACCAUAUUUUGUUUUUCGAGGCGUCAGUUGAAAACAAAUUCAAUUCAAAAUUGUACCAGAGAAAAAAUCUUGAAGAAAGAACAGCUUGAAAAGGUCCUCAGAGAAAGCAAACUUUUGCCACAUUUAUUUUAUGCAGACUUUGAAUAUAUACGGGUGUAUGUAAACUUACUUACCUCAAAAGAGGACAAUUUUACCUCUCUUUAGAUAUCAAUGUUGUGGAGAAGAAAUGACGAAUAUCAUUGCCUCGUCGUUUAGUAAAAAAACAACAAAAAAAGGUACAUUUUUGUAGCUUUGCAUCUUGUGUAUAACUACUGUCUAUAAAACUGCUGACUGUUGACUGUGUAUUGUGAAUAUGCUUUUGCUCAAGUGAAUCUAGAAAGCUUGGCACUUUUCUAUUUGAAGACUUGAAAUGAAAAUGAAGAAGAAUUUCUUAAAACUCCCAGUUCAGCUGUCCAAGAAAAUUAGGCAACUGAAAAUAAUCUGCUGGAGACUUUUGGAAUGCUAUGAUAAAAUUGUGUAAAGUUUUUUUUGUUCAAAAGAUCUAAACUUGCAACCAGUCUGAUGAUAACAAAAUUUAGGAUCAGUUUCCAGAAGAGAAUUAUUGUUGUGUUGAAUUUUCAUUCAGAAUCGUGAGAAAUUUCUUCAUUUUCAUUCUUACAGCUUUCAGAAAGGUUGAGCUGUUUUUUGGGAAUGCGCAAAACAAGCAUUACAUUGGUGAUUUGAUUGUCCCCUGCCUGCAGCAGCGCGAGGAGGACUCGAGAUUACCGGUCAUGGUGGUGGUGGUGUACUUCUGACAGGUUUGAGGAGUAAUUAUCCUGCCGUAUACUAAAAAACUGAAAGGAAAGUGUGUUAUGAUUGUGGUUUUUUUGUUUUAUCAUCAGCUUUGAAAAAGCAUUGUAACUCAGGGCUACUUUGCAAAGCAAUAUGUUGUACUUCAGGGUCUUCUUGUGCACUUUUUUUGUUGAACGGUACUCAGAACCAACAGACUUGAUGUCUAAAAUUCACAAAGUGGAAGUUUGGUCAACUUUAUUUUCACAUAAAAAUUGAUGACAUACACUCAUUGCACCAGAUUGUUUGGUGCCAUAAAUAUGACUGAUUAAAAAAUGAACGCAUUUCUUUUCUGGUCAGUUGGCGAACUGCAAGGCAGCAUUAGGUAUUUGUUAUAAAACAGGAGAAUUACUGGUAAUUCUUCUAGUCAUUAAUCAUGUGUGAAAAAUAAGUCGCUCCCUGUUUUGAUAAACCAUGUGCUUUUUUGGGUGAAACUCAAAUGCUUGCUAUGGCUCUGGCGAUAUGGUGAUUGAACAUGAAUCUGACUGGAUAUUUUGAAACAAACGAAGCUUCCGCGUAUUUCUGAUCUAAAACCCACCAAAUCUACUGAUUGCUCAGUUUGGUUGGCGCCUUUUUCAUUUCUGGUCAGUGCUUUAUCCUAUCCACCAUCAUCCUGGUCUUGACCUUGACAUUGAUCUUGACCUUGACCUUGUCAUUUCAAGAAUCAUGUUGCCAGUGUUACAGGGUCAAACUCUCAGUUGCCGUCUUUGGAAAAGACAAACGCAGAAGAAGGUGCAUGCCACAGAUUGUUGUCUGUAUUGAAAAUAUUUGUCAAUUGGGAACAUUUUUCCUCCUCCCAAUUAAAAGAAGGAAUUUCCAUCGAUGUGCUGUCAUUUUUCCCAGCACAUUGUCGUUUAUUUUGUGCCGGAGGAUCUCCGUCUCUAAGAGGAGAUUUUUGGGUGUCGUGGAGCAUCCUCAUACUUGUCAGAAGUACCAGUAAUGCUGUUUCGUGCCUUCCCCUCUUUGCUUGCCAAAUACGUGCAGGACAUUUUAUUAUUUUUCAAAGGAGUAUACGGGUGUCUGCUUAUGUUUCCAGUAUAGUGCAUCAUUAUAUGUAAAUAAUAUUGUGUAUCUUGUGUGUGUAGACCUUUAGAACGCUCUGGUGUAGUCUUUUUAGACAUAGAUCGAAUGUGUAACACAGGGUCCUCCUCUCACUCCCAUCUUGGUUUGGGUCUAUGAAUGUGCAAAUCUAGAGAACGGGUUUCUCUGCUUUAGGCUCUGGAAAAGUUAGUAAGUCAUCCUCCCAUGUAGCAGACCUUUGGGGUCGUUUCUGAAAUACAUUCCCACAGGUGUGAGUGUAUUUCAGAGGCAAUCCAAAGUCCUGAUGUGGGAAGAUUGAGAAGUUGCCUCUGCAAUGAAUUCAUUGUUCUGUGAAGUCUUGCUGAAUUGAUGGACAAUUGAGCCAGUUGAUGAAAUGCCGUAACCUCCGGUUUCUGACUAACAGUACAAAAUGUUGCUCUCAGUCUCGGAUGUACGGCAUGACUUCUGACAGCAGUGUACAUACUGCUGCUGGUGAUGAUGUGUCCAGGCUCCCAGUGGCUUGCAUCACUAAUUUCCGAGAAGCAUGCAGUCUUACUUUGUAACAAUAUGUCAAAGACUUUAUGGGUCAGUCAACCUUGACGAUACUAAAGGUACCAACAUUAGCAUUCUGCUGAAGGCAAAAAAACUCAGUGUUGCAAAUUUUGAUUGGUUUCAUGUGAUGCUGCUUUUUGCUUGCUUCACACUGAUUACCUCUGUGCAGCCCGGGAUGGUUUGUCAAGGUCAAGAUGAGAUUUGGGAAAAGAACCCUUUAGAAGUGAGAUGUUGGUAGGUGAAAUCCAGUCCUGUAUCAUGAUGUACUCUAAAUCACAAGCUAGGUGUAUAAGACACGGCAUCCAACUUUCCCCAAUCAGUUGACUUUGGGAAUUCGUGAAAAGAUACUGUGUUUUCUUUCAUUCUUGGUAAUUUUUACGGCAAAGAUAAUUGAGUGUAUUCUUCAUUGUUGGAUUUGAGCAAUUUUUGAGAUUUCAAAAAUUAGAAUGUCACCAAAUUAAGGGAACCCUUUACCAUGCAUGUGAUUCAGAGUAUUAUAUUUUUUUGAAGGAGAUCUAUUUAGUUUGUUGGAAUCUGUAAGUGUAAAAUUAGUAAAAUAUGGUCUUGGAUUUCGUGUGGUAGUUGUGUAUGUCUCACUUUCUGUAGUGUAAAUCUCAAAAUUUUAUAUCGCAUUAUCCUUGUCAGUUAUAAUUUUCAAAUUUUAAUAGAUUUGAUUGUUGAUUUACGUUUUUAUCAUCUCAUUCGGUGAUUCGAUCACAUUUUCAUCAAUCUAUCGGGAUGUGGUUGCCCAUGUUGAGUUCUGAUUCCAGCUUAUUGUUGUGGGUGCGGUCCUCUUAAAAGUCAAAUGAACAUCACAGCUAAAAUGUGUCAAUGCAGAGCGAUUAAGGUAGUUGCUUUGUCGCUUUUGAGGUGUAGUUCAGCAUGUUUGACACAGCUCCAUAACGCUUUUCCAAAGCUAAAUUGCACAGCAAUGAUAUUUGAUAUUUUUGGCAAUUUUGACCCAACACCUGCACUGAAAGCUUACUCUUAAAUUUGGCCUCUAAAUGUACCUGAUGUAGAACGAGUGGUAACUUGUAAUGUUUCUGUUCUGAUUACUAACUAGCAAUGGGUGUUUGUCCAACUGUUGUCUGAUACUGAGUAUAAAAUGUUGUCCUUCCAGUCUUUAAAACCUUGGACGAAAGUGACAGGUCCCUUGGAGUGGAUGAAACAAUUCAAUUUUACCAGGUCCCCUAUGUUGUUUAUGACGAUUUUAGUUCGUGAAAAAUUUUGUGAAAAACUAUUUUCAUGGUGCCAGCUAGGAACAUGACCGGCCACCUGAUUCUAUCAAAUAGAAUUACAUGUACUUUGAUCGAGCGUUUGAUUAUAAAUCGUCGUCUUUCCAAUGUUAUCAUUCUUCAUUGGCCGGUCAUUGUUGCAGGGGGUGAACAACGCUUUGUCAAAGUGUGUAGCUUUUGAAAAUGAACAAAAUUCUUUGAGCUGCUUCUUCUUUUUGAAAUCUUGAAUCCUAAGCCAUGAUUGUUUUGAGAAAUUGUUUUUAAAUAGAACUUAAACAUUGCCGCUGUACAGUAACUGAACUUGACAUGGAAAAAAAUUACCUAUAUAAUGGAAUACCAGUACAGUGGACACCUCCAUUAGUGGACACCUCUGUUAGCCGGAUGCCCUCUCUAUUGAGGAAAGUAUAAUGUUGGUCUCAAAUAGGUCGUUUCUAUUAUAUUUAACCUUUGUAAUCAGAACACCUGUCUGGCAUUUGUUAGUCACGAGGAUGUCUCAAAUUUUGAACAAACAGCGUAGGGGUUGAAAAUAUUAAGCGACAAUGAAGCUAAUUGCUUCAUGUCGUUCCUUUUAAAACCUAUUGACAACACCCACCGCAUACAAAUUUUAUUUGUAAAGGUGUAUUUUCACCUUUGCAGUAUCAUACAGGUAACAAAUGUCUAAAAUUAUUGAAACAUCUCAGAUUCCGCGCUCUAUAGUUGAUGUACCCACGUAUUGUGUCUCUCCUAGAUCAUAUACUGCAUGUGAACCCUCUUAUUUGCUGUGCUUUCCUUUAAAGGGACAGCAAAUUGUGCAGAAAGGAUUGAAAAUUGAAACAUGGGUCACUGAAUUUGGCAACUUUGUCAACAGUCCCAGAAGCUAAUUUCCUAGCUGAUAAAUUUUGGUCUAGGGUUAAAUGGUUUUAGAAGUAUAUUAUAUGAUAAUUUGUGGAGCUUAUGAAGUGCUCACUGUGUCGAAUGUAGUCAACAAUUUAAAUUAACCACGUUUAAAAAAGGUUUUGCCAAGGAAUGAUAUCAGUGACUUGCAGAUGACUGGCCCCUUUCAACUUAUAUCAAUGAAUAAAUGAUUUUGUUAAAAUUUGCAUGCAUUUAUCAUAAUUCAGUAAAUCAUAAUCAUAAUGUACUGGUAUUGUAAAUUAUAUUAUUAAAUAGUUUUUGUGGGGCCAGUCAAACUGCAAUUCACAUGUCGAUUUAUACCUCAAAUCCAAAAAAUAGGUCCGAAAUAAUUUCCUUGACAACACAUCUGGUUCUCGGCCAGUUCAUUUAAAAGGCACCAGGUGCCACGAUUUCUUUUACUAAGUGUGAAAAACUGUAUCAUUUUAGCAGUUGCUGCAUAUUCAUCAGUGUAUUUCAUGGCAACUAGAAUGCUAUAACCUGGACAAUGUUGUACAGUGUGUACAGCCGUCCUGGUUCUUCUAGUUCGAGUGAAAAACACUUUUGGCCAAACAAGUUAGUCUGUUUCUUGUCAUCAGAAUUAUCAACAAUUGACAAUAGAUUCUUUUAUUUUAUAUUUGUUUGUUAAUUUGAAGUUUUUGAAUGAGAACACAAUUGUACACCUAGUAUAUCCCCAACUAAAGAGAACUGUGUACAGUGGUGCCUUAUCUUGGUGCCCAUGUGCACUAUGUACAGCCCUGCCUCACAGUGGCCAAAUCUAGUCUGCUACACUCUGAAAGUUGUUAUUCGUUCUCAACUAGGCAAUAGGCGUAUUUCCUGGAGAUUGGUGUAAAAAAAACACGGACGAAAACACAAUGCAAGCAGGGUGAGAUCAACUUGACUAGAGCCCUCUUUCACCAAUAGCGUUACUGUAAACUUGGCCAGGUGCCACUGCGACUUUCAAAGAGGACAAGACAUGUCCUGAGUUUACAUACAAGUCCAAUGAAAGCAGGGUGAGAUCAACUUGACCAGGGCCCCGUUUCGCCAAUAGCCUUACUGUAAAAUGGCCAGGCACCACUGCGACUUUCAAAGAGGACAAGACAUGUCCUGAGUUUACAUAAAUGUCCAGUAUCACCAGGCGUGCUGCACCAAGGAGAAAAUGUCAGUGUAAGAUUAUGCCAACAAUUGUUUUGUGAAACUGACCACUGGAAAACAUUCAGGUUGGCAAGAAACAGAUUAACUUAGAAUUGGUUCUUAUUUAGCAUAUUUUUGUUUUUCUCAGGUUAAUAUUAACUGUAUGUUCAACAUCAUCUACUACUAGUAUUAGCAAUAUUGUAUUACGCUAACAUUGCACCGAGUGACUUGUUCUACCUCCAGCUUGUGUUUCGGGCUUAUGAAAAUGUUAUGAAUAAACUGUAAGUUCUAAAGGACAGAA
Messenger RNA from Lineus longissimus, 18603 nucleotides. RefSeq names its product E3 ubiquitin-protein ligase TRIM71-like. The coding region runs from base 495 to 2801 and encodes 768 amino acids. Gene Ontology annotation, molecular function: ubiquitin protein ligase activity; protein binding; zinc ion binding. The transcript has a single exon. Gene Ontology annotation, biological process: proteasome-mediated ubiquitin-dependent protein catabolic process; protein polyubiquitination. NCBI's taxonomy places the organism in Eukaryota, Metazoa, Nemertea, Pilidiophora, Heteronemertea, Lineidae. The record is from RefSeq and is a predicted model, not a curated record.